ACCAAGCUCUUUGGCGCGUUUGUUGCACAUUUGUCUGGCAUCGAGUGACUUGUGUUAGUAAAAGCGGGCAUUAUGUCCAAGAGAUCAAAGGAAAAACCCACUAAAUCCGAGAGUGAAAGCUCUGAGGAAGAGGAGGUGAAACCGAAGAAGAGCAAAACAUCUGAGAAAUCGAGCAGCAGCUCGAAAAAAUCUUCCAGAAGUUCAAAAGAUGAAGACUUCGGCGUUUUUGAGAUUGGCAACAAGCGCAAAGUGUCUGUGAGGGAAUUUAAGGGCAGACUACUAAUAGACAUUAGAGAAUUUUAUGAAAAAGAUGGAGAGUUGAUGCCCGGAAAGAAAGGCAUAUCUUUACAACUGGAACAGUGGGAAAAGCUGAAGAAUCUUGUUGGUGACAUUGAUGAAGCUAUUGAGGAACUCAGAGGAUAGCAAUGCAAAAGCUUUUGUCAAGAGAGUAACAUUGUAGUUCUACCUACUAAGAAUUUAUAUUGUUUGUGUAUUUACUUUCAAUAUUCAUGUAAUAUCAGCUAAAGGUGUUUUGAAUUUCGCAGCCCAAACAAUGCAAAAGCAACUAUUUAUUUCUCCUGAAGGUAAUGAUAGCAAGCCACACAAGCUAAAACUACCUCAAGAUGGAAAUAAAUUGUGCAAAGAACAUUAUUAAGAUCUUGAUUGUUUGUCAGGGCUCCGAAUUAUAACAAAAUAACUGAUGUUUCAUGAAAAAAAGUUUCUAGUUUUGUUGUUUCGACUACAAGUUUAAGUCAGUUUGUGUUGUUAGGUCAAUUUUUCAAUGUAUAGUAUUUCAGCUUAUGUCUUGUAUUAUUUUAUAUAUUGAGUCAAGACUGGUAGACUUUUUCAAGUUCUCGAAACAAAAAAAAAAAAAUAAAACAACAUUAAUAUUAUUACAAUGUUUCUGUGAUUAUUUGUUAUUACAUUUGUUAAAAAUUGUAUUGGAUUACAACCAGAGUACGAAAGAGAAACAGAUGUUGAAAAUGCCAGUUUUGCAGCAGUUGUGAAUAUGCCCCAAUAUCUUUGGUUUACUAAAAUUUACAUAGCCCAAGGUUGGAUCCAAAUAACUUCAAGACAAGGUUGAUCAUAAAAUCAGCCUCCUUGGCAGCAGUUGCCCUUCAUGUUGUCCUCUCUACCUCCCCUUUGAAUGCCUGUAAUGCAGCCUACCCCUUGACGAGAGUAGAAUAGGGAGGCAUUGUAGUCAAGUGUUUUAAGGGUGCUGGAUUUGAAAUCUGGAGGUGAACUCCUGGUUCAAAUCCUCCAACCU
Molecule: messenger RNA, 1267 nt
Organism: Orbicella faveolata
Lineage: Eukaryota; Metazoa; Cnidaria; Anthozoa; Scleractinia; Merulinidae
Product: activated RNA polymerase II transcriptional coactivator p15-like
Biological process (GO): positive regulation of transcription initiation by RNA polymerase II
Molecular function (GO): DNA binding; transcription coactivator activity
Source: RefSeq, a predicted model, not a curated record